AUGGCUAACAGUGUGACCGUCAACAAAAAGACUACGAAGCAUACCUUCUCUUGCAGUUUCUACCGUGAGGAUAUAACACCUUUGGUUCGAUUGAGCACCCGAGUUACUGGGCAAAAUUUGGAUGAAUUCAGAAAGACUUAUGGCCACAUUCUGCUUCAGUUUUAUGAUUCUGAGCUGCGCUGCUUUACCUUUCAAGAUUACCAACUAGCCCCUACCCUCGAAGAGUAUGCACACAUUCUUCAAAUCAAAGUUCAACAUAAGGUUCCUUUUGUGUGUGCACCUGAGAAGCCCAAAAUGGAUCGCAUUGCUGAUGCUCUUUAUUUGAGCAUGAAAGACGUUAAGGAUAACUGGAAGCCUAAUGGUGGGACCCAUGGAUUCUAUGUGAAAUUUCUGAUGAGGGAAGCUGAAGCCCUUGCUGAUAAGGAAAAGUGGAAAGAAUUCAAUGCUCUCCUGGCUGUCAUGAUCUAUGGAUUAGUGAUGUUCCCGAAUAUCCCAAAUUUUGUUGAUCUCACUGUCAUUUGUCUCUUCAUGGAUCAAAACCCUGUACCCACUCUGUUGGCCGACACUUAUUAUGCCAUCCAUUCUAGGUAUGGGAAAAAAGGAUCAGUUAGGGGUUGUUUACCAAUACUGUACGAAUGGUUUUCUUCACAUUUGCCUAAAAGCGGAGCAUUUGUCACUACAAGAGAUUCACAGAAGUGGCCCCAAAGGAUUAUGGGACUUACUGCAAAUGAUAUUGUUUGGUAUCACCUCCGAACAGACAUCGAGCAAGUUAUAACCAGAUGUGGCAGUUUUGGCAAUGUUCUUCUCAUAGGGACAAAAGGAGUUAUCAACUAUAAUCCGAAGCUAGCACUGCGCCAGUUGGGUUUUAUACUGAAGGACAAGCCUUUGGAUAAAGAGAUAUUCGAGUCCGUUUGCUUUGAAAAAGGAACCGAUCCAGAAGGUUUGGAGAAAGUAAGGAGUGCGUGGAACAAAAUUCAUACAGAAGACCGAACUACCUUGGGGGGAAAGAAUGCUAUUGCCAAGAAAGCUUAUACUGAAUGGGUUGAAGAAAGAAUUAAGGAGUGCCUGCUGCCUUUCCCGAAGGUUAGCCCUCUAUAUGAACAACCACCUAAGAUUUUAACUGCCACUGUACCAGCUGAGGAGUACAACCAAGUACAUGUGGAGAAUAUCAGAGUUCAAAAAAGGGCUAGAACUGAAAAGGGUGAAAGAGCUACCACUGUUCGUAUUGAGGACCAUCAAAGGGUUAUAGAAGAAGUGGUGAAGAAAGCAGAAGAAAAACUCAAGCGAGAGUACAGAGAAGAUUUAAGGGCUCACAAGCUCAGAGUAAAGAAAGAGGCUAGGGCCGAAGUAAAGAGUUUGAAAAAGAAGCUUGGAGAGGAAACCACUCAGAGGGUAGCAAUCGAGAAGAAGCUUGAAAAGGAAAUUACUCAAAGGAUAGCCGUGGAGACACAACUUAAAGGUAGUCAUCUCUGUUCCGCUCGACUAACAGAAGAGAAUGCAAAGCUCAGAAACCAGAUGGCAGAAAUGGAAAGUACAUCUGAAAAGAAUACCCUCCCUGAUUGCAAAGGAUGUGAGAGCUUGGUGGCCCACUGUGAUAUGUUAGAUGGGCAGUUGUUUCGCAAAGAUGUGGUGAUUCAAAGUUUUGUCAAAGGAAGAGAUCGAGAAGUGACCAAGAAAAUGUUUGAUGAAACUAAGAAGUGGAGCGACGAGCACUUUAAACAAGGAGGACCUUUGUUUUACACCAAGAUGGAUUAG
Messenger RNA from Vicia villosa (hairy vetch), 1755 nucleotides. RefSeq lists its product as uncharacterized. The coding region runs from base 1 to 1755 and encodes 584 amino acids. The record is from RefSeq and is a predicted model, not a curated record. NCBI's taxonomy places the organism in Eukaryota, Viridiplantae, Streptophyta, Magnoliopsida, Fabales, Fabaceae. The transcript has 2 exons.